AUGUUCUCUGCUAUAGUAGCUAUGGGAGAAAUGGCAUCUCAUCAUGAACCAAUUCAUGACCAUCAUGUUAUUCACUCCAUCAAUAACAAUCCGAAAUCAUCAUGGAAGGCAAAAGUCUAUGAAAAGUUUGCUAAUAUGACUGUCGGAGAGUUUAAGCAAAAAUAUUUAGGAGCAAUUCAUGAAGAAGCUAUAACACCAUCAUCAAAAUCAAGAUUUAGCAUCGUAACUGGACCACCAACUGCUUACACACCACCAACUAAUUUCGAUUCGAGACAAAAGUGGCCUCAAUGUGUGCAUACUGUGAGAAAUCAAUUGGAUUGUGGAUCUUGUUGGGCUUUUUGGAUUGAGUUCAAUGAUUUAGUUUCUGCCACGAAGGUGCUUUCAGAUAGAUUUUGCAUUGCUAGUAAUGGUUCUGUGAAUGUAAUCAUGUCUCCUCAAUAUCAAAUUGAUUGUAAUAUGGAUAAUCUUGGAUGUAGUGGAGGAAGUCUACCAAAAACAUGGAAUUUCUUGACCAAUGUUGGAUCAGUUUCUGAACAAUGUAGACCUUAUAAAAACAAUGAUGACGAUGACUGUCCAUCCAAAUGUGUCGAUGGUAAAGCUCCAUCUUUCUACAAGGCAAAAUCCUAUGCAUCCAUAAAAGGAUUAGAUAGUAUCAUGUAUGAAAUUCAAAAUUAUGGACCAGUUCAUGCAAGUUUGACAGUUUAUAAGGAUCUGAUGAGCUAUCAGUCAGGUGUCUAUUCUCAUCUUACUGGAAAUGAAAUUGGUGGCCAUGCCAUUGUCAUUAUUGGUUUUGGAAUGGAUUCACUUUCAAAGAAGCCUUAUUGGAUUAUUGCUAAUUCUUGGGGAGAAAAUGGAUCAAUUCCAACAAGUUACAAGAUUUCCAACGCACCACGUCUCAGAGAUGACCUCCAUGAUGGAUUUGGAGAUGAUUCUCAAACAAAGAAACCUUGUUGGACAGUUGCAAACUCAUGGUCUGAAAAGGAACCAAUGAGUGUGGAAUUGAAGGAAAUGCUUGGGCUCCAUCCAUCGUAA
Messenger RNA from Naegleria gruberi, 1032 nucleotides. RefSeq lists its product as uncharacterized. The transcript has 6 exons. Gene Ontology annotation, molecular function: cysteine-type endopeptidase activity. Lineage: Eukaryota; Heterolobosea; Eutetramitea; Acrasida; Naegleriidae. The coding region runs from base 1 to 1032 and encodes 343 amino acids. The record is from RefSeq and is a predicted model, not a curated record. Gene Ontology annotation, cellular component: lysosome.